GGAGAGAAUAAAGACAGUAAAAUGUCAAAUGGUACUCAGCAACAGCAACAACAGCAACAACAGAGAACAGCAUAUGUAGAAGCACACGCUGUGGCUCAUGCAGCUGUGCAACAACACAUGGCACAGCAAGCUGCCCAGGCAAGGUUAGCAGGACCUGGACCACCUGCGACACCUCAGCCUCCAAAUCCGACCUUCACCUUACCCGACGAUGGGCUUGGAUAUGACGAUGGAGUUCGUGUUCUUCGUUCGAUCGGAACAUGGUCCCCUGAAUAUACAGCAGCAGCAGCAAUGCGACCAGCAUCAGGUACGAUGCCAGCAUUUCCCGGAUCGACGGAGCAGCAAUUUGGAAACGGAAGGGCGACUACUUUAAAUCAACCUCUGCGAAACGCAAACACCAUAGGAAUUCGACCCGGGUCAGUUUCAAAAGCGACAAACACAGGAGAGCCUACGACGAAAGCAUUCGCCUGCACAGUUUGUGGGAAAGGACUCGCUCGUAAAGAUAAACUUGUUAUUCACAUGCGAAUUCACACAGGAGAGAAGCCAUAUUCCUGUGAAGUAUGUGGCAAAGCUUUUGCGAGGAGAGACAAGCUUGUGAUUCAUAUGAAUAAAUUGAGACAUAGACCGGGUGUUACGCCACUUUCUACUCCUGCGCCACCUGUUGAUCAACAAGUUCAGCAGCAGCAGCAGCAGCAGCAGCAACAACAACAACAACAACAGCAGCAGCAACAACAGCAGCAGCAACAACAGCAGCAACAGCAGCAGCAAUCGCGUCAGGAGACGAUUCACAAAUUAAAAGAGGAACCUAAUAUGAGUUGGGCCUGCGAAUUGUGUGGUCGAACACUUGCUACGCGAGAAGAAUGGACGCAGCAUGCACGAUCUCAUCUGGACGCGUCGGUGCCACCUCAGCAUGCAGCCCCGUACUUUGCGGCUGCAGCAACUCCCUCACAGCCGUACGUGCCCGACCGAAAUUUUUGCCCGAUGUGCCGCAUCGACUUUACUGACAAAACUGAAUUUAUGUUCCACGUUCGCUCGCAUUUCGAGCCUCACACACAGCAGACAGGAACAACUCAGCGCUCGAGUCUGAAACAAGGCAAUGAUCCUGCAACUGCAGAAUUAAUUGCUCGUGGUCUUGUCGAUCCUUCCGGGCUCUGCAGCUAGAACCUCCCCCCUCAACGCUCCAUGCCGUCGAUCCGUGUCUUACCAUAGUACAACUUCAUGACACCAUCUUGACAUUCUUUCUUGAGAGAUCGCCCUCUGCAUAGCUUGGUAUGAAAAUUGUGAUCGUAAUUUUAAUUCUCCUCCAUUACGUAAGGAUACACCUUGUAACUCUACUCGUUUUGCUUAUUUUUUUUUUCUCUCUCUUAUCUUAUCUCCUAUUUUAAAAACAGAUCUCGAAUUUUAAUCCAGGAUGGCCGAAAAGAAAAAUGUCGUUAAAGAUUCAGGUAAUUUCUGUAAAACACUUUGAACGAACUGUGAAAAAUAAUUUGGGAUGUCAUACAGUUACUUUUAGUCAUUUUUUCAAACAAAAAAAUGUCUUUUCAGCUCUAAGAGAUGAUUUUUGUUUACCAAAAUAAUUGAAUUUUCGAAAAAAUAUUUGAAUUUUUAACAUAUUAUU
Belonocnema kinseyi is the source of this 1615-nucleotide messenger RNA. RefSeq names its product ras-interacting protein RIP3-like. Lineage: Eukaryota; Metazoa; Arthropoda; Insecta; Hymenoptera; Cynipidae. The coding region runs from base 22 to 1158 and encodes 378 amino acids. The transcript has 4 exons. The record is from RefSeq and is a predicted model, not a curated record.